Anolis sagrei ordinatus is the source of this 951-nucleotide messenger RNA. RefSeq names its product taste receptor type 2 member 143-like. The record is from RefSeq and is a predicted model, not a curated record. Gene Ontology annotation, biological process: G protein-coupled receptor signaling pathway; detection of chemical stimulus involved in sensory perception of bitter taste; sensory perception of taste. Gene Ontology annotation, cellular component: membrane. Lineage: Eukaryota; Metazoa; Chordata; Lepidosauria; Squamata; Anolidae. Gene Ontology annotation, molecular function: G protein-coupled receptor activity; bitter taste receptor activity.
AUGACUAGCAACAAUAUAUUUAAAGUUGAUAUCCCUGUUUGGGUCAUCUUUGGAACGAUGUCUCUUACUGGUAUUUUGGGAAAUGGAUUCAUCAUGGUUGUGAAUGGACGCCAGUGGCUUCAAAACAGACGGAGAAUCUUUUGUGAUUUUCUCCUGACCAGCACAAGUGCCUUCAGACUUAUCAUGCAGUUGAAUCUUCUGCUAUUCAACAUCCUGUACUACUUCCCAGUGAAUAUUCCCUGUAUUUACAGAGAAGAUAUUACGUUCUUUUCCUGGAUGUUUUCCAAAAUGAUCAGCAACUGGUGUGCCACAUGGCUGAGUGUUUUCUAUUGUGUGAAGGUCGCCAACUUUGCCAAUCCCCUCUUUCUCUGGCUGAAAGCAAGGAUUAAUAUGCUUGUACCCAGGCUGCUUGGAUUGUCCAUUGCUGUUUUCAUGGUCUCUUGUCUUCCUUCACUUGUUGUUUAUUUUCGACACACAAAGUGCAAUUUGACAGAAACUCUGCUGGAGAAUGCUAGCCAAAGAGAGGUUUGUAGCUCUCCUGACUUUUUUUUCCUUCCCAUUCAACUUUUAUUUUAUGUCAUAAAUAUGUGCCUAAGCACAAUUGCAAUCAUUCUUUUGCUUGCCUCUCUCUGGAAACACACAAGAAAUCUCAAGGAAAGUGGUGCUGGUGUUAAGGACCUUAACACUCAGGUCCACAUUAAAGUCAUGGCAUUUUUGUUACUCUGGCUCUUCUUCUACCUUUUAGAUUUCAUUGGUCUGAUAAUCCAUACCAACAUCGCUCUUAAUACUUUACAAUUGGAAGGACUGCUUGUUGACAUCUUGAUGUCUGCAUUUUCUUCCGCUCAUCCCAUUAUAUUAAUAUUAACCAAUCCUAAACUGAAAGAAAUGUCUGCUUGCAUCAUUAAAAAUAUAUAUGCUCAUAUCGUAAACAUUAGGCACAGCACUUUAUAA